AUGACUGGUGUGAUUGAUGCCGUUGAGUUUCGCUUGAUCCACCGGCCCUAUAACAGAACGACGGACCUAAUGACUAUGGCGGAUGGCGGUUAUGACCCAAUGGGGCACAUCCAGACGGGUCGUCCACACGCGGGUGCCUACUACCUGUACCAGGCGGCCGCCAUCGCCCUGGAGCAGCAACAGCAUCAGCAGCAGCAACAGCAGCAGCAGGAACAGCAGCGGCAACAGUUGCAGCAGCCACCCGAUCGCGGAGCGGCCGACCUAUCGCCGGCACCACCGCAGACACCUCAGCCCCAGGCGCAGUCCCAGCCACGCUCGAACGCGGCCUCCUCGUCGGACGAUGGGCACGAGAACAACAACAACCUGCCGGCGGCCGCCAACAACAAUCUGUUCCGCUCGGAGCAGAAGAAGCACAAGCGGAAACGGCUGUCGGCGGUGCUGGACAAGCUCCACAACGGUGGCACGGCGGUGGUGAACCACAACAACAACAACGUCGGCGACCCAGUCUCGGUCCCGGUCGGGUUUGCGCUCAAGUGUGGCCUCGAUUCACGCUCCAGUGCCGAAGAUUCCGCCACCGAGGACAUCGUCUUUCCGUACUCCGCCAGUCCGCGAAUCAGCAUCAGCCCGCUGCGGUUGAGUGAGGUGGACGAGAAUCGACCCCUGCCCCAGAAGCGGCCAGCCUCGAAGCAAGACAACACCCAGCAGCCACCGGCGGCAGGGCUACCGGCGGUCCUGCCGUCACCUUCGCAGCGCCUGGCGCUGCAACCGUCGCAGAUCAAGCAGGAGCAGCUGGACCAGCAGCACCUCUACAAGAACCUGCAGUACUUCAACUCGCUCGCCCUGUUCCUGCCCGACUACCUGCCCGACUCGACGAAGCUCCUCUACCAGGAGUUUGCCCGCCAGCGAAGCCAUUCCGAUUCCGAUCUUCACCAGCCGCCGCAGGCGCAACCGCCUCAGCAGCAGCCUCCCCAACAGCCGACGAGGAAGAAGAAAAAGUCCAGCCAGGGUUCGGGGAAAGGCUCCCAGUCAGGGAAGGCCCGGGAAAGGAACGGUGGUGGUCAGGCCCAGGAACAGCCACUCGACCUGUCGAUGAAGUCGUCCUGCAGUGGCGGCUCGGGGCGGCUCGGAUCGCCCCUCGGAUCCUGCCUUCUGUCUGCCUCGCCCGUGAUCAAGCUCGAGCCGAACAGCAGCCUGUCCGACAGCCCGCCACCACCGUCCGCCGCCACCGGGUCGUCGCCUGUCCCACCAAAGCUGAUCGUGAAGCGGGAGGACUGCGGUGGUGACCGCCACCACCGGAAACCACCUGCCUCACCGUACGCCACCGGGCACCUGAAUGGGCUCGGAGGACACCACCACGGUUUCAACCUGAACGUAUCGCCCGUCGUCGAGGAGAUGCCACCCGGGUCGGACGUGGCGUACAUGUGUCCGGUGUGCGGGCAGCUCUUCUCGCUCCAGGAUCGGCUCGCGAAGCACAUGGCAUCGCGGCACAAGAGUCGGACCGGGGCGACGGACAUCACCAAGUCGUACAUGUGCGAGGUCUGCCAGCGAUCGUUCGCUCGCUCCGACAUGCUGACCCGCCACAUGCGCCUCCACACCGGCGUCAAGCCGUACUCGUGCAAGGUCUGUGGCCAGAUCUUCUCCCGCUCCGAUCACUUGUCGACCCACCAGCGCACGCACACCGGCGAGAAGCCGUACAAGUGUCCGCAGUGUCCGUACGCGGCCUGCCGCCGGGACAUGAUUACCCGCCACAUGCGCACCCACACCCGCUACGAGUCCCAACGGGGUGGAGGACCCGGGCUCGGUCACACUAGUCCGCUGCUGAUGGACCAGAAGCCGAUCAUGUUGCCCCUCGUCAGUCUGGGAUCGUCCGGGCGAAGCAUCAAGAAGGAGCUCGUCGGUGGCGGAGGUUUCGGUGCCACGAACUACGUCCUGGAGACGAAGACUGAAUCGUAA
Messenger RNA from Anopheles cruzii, 1953 nucleotides. Its product is annotated as zinc finger protein 74-like. Gene Ontology annotation, biological process: regulation of transcription by RNA polymerase II. Gene Ontology annotation, molecular function: DNA-binding transcription factor activity; RNA polymerase II cis-regulatory region sequence-specific DNA binding. The record is from RefSeq and is a predicted model, not a curated record. NCBI's taxonomy places the organism in Eukaryota, Metazoa, Arthropoda, Insecta, Diptera, Culicidae. The transcript has 2 exons. Bases 1 to 1953 code for a protein of 650 amino acids.